AUGUGCUAUGAGGAAGAGGAUGACGUGGAAGACAUUGAGGUUCUGGCAGUGGAGAAAAGGCACUCUUCCUCCAAGAAGACAGUUAUGACUAUUAUUCUAAAGCAUUGCACCCCGAUUCACCAGCAUUAUUACUACACCGCCCCUUCCCCAUACAUUGAAAGUGAAGAUGCCCUGCCACAGGAAAAGCUAAAAAAUGAGGUGCCCCAUGUCACAAAACCCGUGAUCCAACCAGAGUCUAAGAGUUCAAGUCCUCAAAAUGCAGAGUCAGAGGAUAGCAAACGUCUAUGCCUCAAUUGUCUGGAACGUCAGCAGAAUAAGGAUCUGCGGUCUAGUUUCCUCACAUUAAGGGACCAUGUACCUGAACUGGUUAAAAAUGAGAAAGCCGCAAAAAUACUCAUCUGGAAUAAAGCCACUGAUUAUAUCCAUUCCCUUCAGGCAGAGGAACACAAGUUAUUGCUAGAAAAGGAAAAAUUGCAAGCCAGACAACAGCAGUUGCUAAUGGAAAUAGAACACAUGGAGACUUGCUAA
Chrysemys picta bellii (western painted turtle) is the source of this 528-nucleotide messenger RNA. The record is from RefSeq and is a predicted model, not a curated record. NCBI's taxonomy places the organism in Eukaryota, Metazoa, Chordata, Testudines, Emydidae.